Messenger RNA from Ceutorhynchus assimilis (cabbage seed weevil), 914 nucleotides. The record is from the annotation of a GenBank genome assembly. Lineage: Eukaryota; Metazoa; Arthropoda; Insecta; Coleoptera; Curculionidae.
AUGGAAAAAUCUGCCACAUCGCGCAGACAUCCCGUAAAUUCAAAACAAAAAGAAAUAUUAGUAGAAUUCAUGAAACAACAUUCCGAUUUAAAGACCGGCAGGUUUACUUCCCAAUUUACAUUUAAAAAAGCUCAGCAACUUUGGGAGGAAAUAGCAGCUAAACUAAACAAAAUAUCAAAUGGCUCACAAAAAAACUGGCGUCAAUGGAGAAAGACUUGGCAAGAUCUUAGCAUGCAAAAACUAAAGCAUCAAAAAACAAGAUGUAUGCAAGCCAGACAGGUGGGGGACCUCCAGUAGUUGAAGUCUUGGAAAAAGUUGAAAACGAAAUCUUGGACUUAAUGACGCCCAUUGCCAUCCAAGGACUUCCAUCUAUUAAAGAAUCUUCAACUCAUUUCAACUUUGACACAGACUUCUAUGACUUAAGUAGUUUUGAUAUAAAUAAUGAUGAGGAUAUACCUAAUCAAAACCCUAGAUUGGACACUAACAUAGGAGAUAUACAUAUGGAGCAAGAAAUACAGGAUCACAGUGUAGUUAACGAUAUACAGUUUGAUGAGGUCAUUAUUGAUCAAGAAAAUACAGUACACCCUAGUACUGGUACUGGCAACAAGACUGGCAAUGACCACUCAUAUUCUUUAGAGUUUCCCGGGCCAAAAGAAAAAGGAAUCAUCCCGAAGAAGCGACUCACUAAAACCAGAAGGUUAACUAGCUCUCUACAAGUAGGUCAAAAAGCCGCAAAUUCCAUGGACAGAAGGACUGAGAUGUUUGAGAGCUACUACGAAGAAAAAAAGAAUUAUUUGAAACACAGGAAAAAUUAUGAAAUGAAAAAAUUAAACUUGCUUAGAAUUAAUAAGAACACUAACUUACAAAUUCUAGAAACAUUAAAAUCUAUGCAUAAAUGCAACUGUUCAAAGUAA